CACAUGCUGUUGGGAAUUCAGUUUACGCUCUGUCGUUGACUAGUCCAGUUCUGCAGUUCCACUCCGGGUCGGUAGAUUUGGUAGUGUAUUGAAGUGCGUGAGUGGAGUUUAAAGUUGGUGUCUUUGGUAGUCUUUUGUAUUUGGCAAAAAAACAAAAAAAAAGUGUGUGUUUUAAUUACGGGAAAGGAGUUGCUGCUUCGAUAUGAUUCCAACACCAAAUAUUUUCAAUGGUAGCUUGAUUCUGUGCUGUUUGAUGCUGUACUUCUGGCAGGUGGAGUCCAUACACACCGAGGAGGGCUUGGAGCUCUUAUUUCGCGAAAGAUCUCAAUCGGAUUGGGAAAAUGUUUGGCAUCAGGAAACCCACUCACGCUGCCGUGACAAAUUGAUACGCCAAUUGUAUUGGGCCUGUGAGAAGGACAUUUAUCGGCUAACACGACGCAAUCGCAAGCGUACUGAUAAUGAAGCACUGCAGAAGAGAAGUAAACCUGUCGCACGCAACUGGCUCCAAUUGGAUUAUGUCAACACUCUGCUACGCUCGCGACGCGCAGAUGCGCCAUCCAUUACAAACGAAUGUUGCACCAAAGUUGGCUGCACUUGGGAAGAGUACGCCGAAUAUUGUCCAUCCAACAAGCGACGCAACCAUUACUGAGAUGAGGAGGAGGCCAAAGGCUUUGGCGCAAUCCGUUGAUCAUGGACGGAGAAUGAGAAUCGAAAUUUGUUUUUUUUUUUUUGGGACA
Molecule: messenger RNA, 737 nt
Organism: Ceratitis capitata (Mediterranean fruit fly)
Lineage: Eukaryota; Metazoa; Arthropoda; Insecta; Diptera; Tephritidae
Gene: Ilp7
Product: probable insulin-like peptide 7
Exons: 3
Coding region: 203-649 (148 amino acids)
Source: RefSeq, a predicted model, not a curated record